AUGGUUCUAUAUGCUGGUAAGUUAGUCUUGGCCCCUAUGGUUAGAGCUGGUGAGUUGCCAACAAGACUUUUAGCAUUACAACAUGGUGCGGAUUUAUUAUGGACUCCAGAAAUUAUUGAUAAGAAGCUAAUUCAAUGUACUAGAGAAGAAAAUAAGAAUCUAGAUACUGUAGAUUUUAUUAUUCCAUCCAAGACAGAUAAUAAGCCAUCUACUUUGGUAUUUAGAACUUUCCCUAAGAAUGAACAAGGGAAAUUAAUUUUUCAAAUGGGUACCUCAUCACCUACCUUAGCAGUUGAGGCUGCUUUAAAGAUAGUAAAUGAUGUAGAUGGAAUUGACAUUAAUGCAGGCUGCCCUAAACAUUUUUCUAUUCAUUCAGGUAUGGGAGCAGCAUUAUUGAAAACUCCGGAUAUUUUAUGCUCUAUUUUAGAAAACCUUGUCUCAAAAGUGGGCAAACCAUAUAAUAAGCCAAUUAGUGUGAAAAUAAGAAUCCUAGACGAUAAAGAAACUACAGUUGCAUUGGUCGAAAGAUUAUGCACUACUGGGAUAUCAAAUUUAACUGUCCAUUGCAGAACAACACCAAUGAGAAAUAGGGAAGCACCAAUAAGAGAUUAUAUUCCAAGCAUUAAAGAAAUUUGUGAGAAGAAUAAUGUAUCUCUAAUAAUGAAUGGUGCUAUAAAAAACAAAGUUCAUUUUAAGGAAUUAAGAGAAGAACUAGGGUUAUCCAAAGAUAUUGGUGGUAUGAUUGCAGAGUGUGCCGAAACUAAUCCAACAGUUUUCUCACAAAAUCCAUUAAUGUGGUAUGAUGUUUGUAAACAAUACAUCAAGAUAGCUAAUGAAUUCGAAAAUAUUAUUGGGAACACAAAGUAUAUGUUGAAUAGAAUUAUUCCAGGGAAAUCUGAGUUUUAUCAAUAUAUCUCUAAAUGUAAAAAUAUGGAGGAGAUUAAUCACGUAAUUGAUCAAAUUGGUCCAGAUGGUACUGUCAUAAACGAUCCAACUGAAUAUUUGGCUAAACGUAGAGAAGAAGAAAAAUUAACUAAAAAAAGAGAAAAUGAUAUGAAGUCACAGAUGAAUAAUGGAAAGAAAAAACACUUUUUGAAGAAUACUUCCGCUGAGCCUAAAGCUAAGAAAUUUAAAGCAGAAGUAUCAAGUUAA
Messenger RNA from Vanderwaltozyma polyspora DSM 70294, 1152 nucleotides. It is a transcript of the gene SMM1, whose product is annotated as tRNA-dihydrouridine(20) synthase (NAD(+)). The transcript has a single exon. Bases 1 to 1152 code for a protein of 383 amino acids. The record is from RefSeq and is a predicted model, not a curated record. NCBI's taxonomy places the organism in Eukaryota, Fungi, Ascomycota, Saccharomycetes, Saccharomycetales, Saccharomycetaceae. Gene Ontology annotation, cellular component: cytoplasm. Gene Ontology annotation, molecular function: flavin adenine dinucleotide binding; tRNA dihydrouridine synthase activity. Gene Ontology annotation, biological process: tRNA dihydrouridine synthesis.